Messenger RNA from Didymella exigua CBS 183.55, 2809 nucleotides. RefSeq lists its product as uncharacterized. NCBI's taxonomy places the organism in Eukaryota, Fungi, Ascomycota, Dothideomycetes, Pleosporales, Didymellaceae. Gene Ontology annotation, cellular component: nucleus. Gene Ontology annotation, molecular function: transcription cis-regulatory region binding; zinc ion binding; DNA-binding transcription factor activity, RNA polymerase II-specific. Gene Ontology annotation, biological process: regulation of DNA-templated transcription. Bases 379 to 2562 code for a protein of 727 amino acids. The transcript is spliced from 4 exons. The record is from RefSeq and is a predicted model, not a curated record.
UGUUGUCUGUUGUCUUGCAGCUAUGCAGGGGAGGGGGGAGCCUUUCUCGUUCUCGGCCGCACCUAGUGGCCGGUCUUCGCUAGCGUCUGUCGCAUCGUGAUUCGUAUACCUCGGGAGAGACUGUCGGUACGCCAACUUGCAGCCGUCUAUUGACUCAGUAUGCGGACAUACAAACACUGACGCCCUCUUGAAGACUGCACACUAGCCUUGAUCGAGUUCGAAAUUUGCGUGCGCAAGCUGCUCCGGGAUUCUGCAUACGGCUACUUCGAGUUGCACAACACCAACACCGGCCAGUUGGUGAGCGCAGAAAGCAGCUGACAUUCACCGCCCAAAACGUCGCAUGUCAGCAAUCCGGGGUAGUCACACUUCAGUCGAGGCAUGAACAAUAGCAAGCAGGCAGCCUGUCUCAACUGCCGCAAGUCGAAGAUCAAGUGCAAGCGCGACGAGGGAGCGCCAAAUUGCGAACGAUGCACGCACCUCGGGACCGAUUGCGUGAUUCCCGAAUUCCACAUCGGUAGGCAAAAAGGCGUGAAAAACAAACGCUCCGGCCUCGAAAAAGCCAUCUUUCAGGUUGAGGAAGCUAUCAAGAAGCGCAAGACCGACGCACCAUCGCACAGGCAGACUCUGGAACAGCUACAGAAGCUGCUCAGCGAGGCGCAAAAUGACGACAGCUCACCCUCAUCUCAAACUCCAGGACUGGGUAACGUCAGCGACCCCUUCGGAUCUGAUCCAAGAGAUAUGAAGCCUCCUGCGGUCCUUCAGCAUUCCGAGAGAGACCAUGCAGGGAGCUCCAGUGACGAUCAGCUUGCGCUCGAAGACGUUGAAAACCCGCUGCAGCUCUUGGCUCGCGCUUCCGACUUGCGCAUCGUCUCCCCCGAGAACCAUGUCCCGACACCCGGAAGCAAGGUCAACGGCAGCGAACAUAGCGCCUUUCUGGACGUGCAUCAGUUCUUCUUGCCGAUGAAAGCCAAUCUUGAUCAAGGUGCCGGAUACGACCCCAUCAACAUCGGACUUGUGACCAAAGAGGAAGCGGAGACGCUUCUCACCUACUUCCACCAGAAGCUCGCGCACACCCGAUGGGGUCUUGAUCCUAUGAUUCACACGCUGGGUUUCGUUCGCAAUCGCUCCUCGUUCCUCUUCACCACUCUGCUCGCCUUCACAGCUGUGUUCCUACCGGAGACCGCGGCACUUGCCAAGCGACUGCUCAUCCACCGAAAGUAUCUGGCGGAGCAAGUCAUCAUCAAGAAGUUCAGGUCUGUUGAGAUCGUCUUAGCCUUCAUGGUCAGCAUACCCUGGAUGCCUCCGGGACAACAUGCUACCGAUGAUGACACGAGUCUGUAUCUUUCGACUGCGGUAGCAAUUGCUCUGGACCUAUCAUUGGACAAGGUCAUCGCACCAUCCUCAACUUUCAAUGCCGACCUGAUCAGGCAGAUUCCGAGGGGUGAAUGCCUCGAUGCAGGCAAAGCACUGGCAAUGGACAGUCUGGAGGAUGUCGAUGCAGAUUCGGCAUGGGGAAAGAGAUUGCUGCGUCGUAGAGAGAGAACGUGGAUCGCCUUGUUCGUCCUCGAACGAGGUGUGUGCCUCGCUCGUGGUCGCAGCUACUGCGUUCCGAAGACACCUCUCAUCCAGCACUGCGACUAUUGGCCUUCCAGCAUGGAUUCCGACCUACAAGAUGGCCCUUUGGUUUCCAUGGCAGCUCUGCGCCGAGAUCUUGAUGGCUUGUUCGCCAAUGUCAGAGCGAGGUGCGACAGCUAUCGCGUCACCGACGUUGGUCUUCAGGUGGCGCAUGAGAUCGAGAGGGCAAUCGACGAAUUCUUCGACAAGUGGCUGCACACAUGGACGUCCGUCAUCGGCGAUUUCGAGCACAAGACGCUGCCUCCUUACGUCGAGAUCCUCGUCACGCACACUCGACUUUCCACGUACAGCAUGCUGCUGAACCACCCCAGCGCACCACCGGAGGUCAAGCGGUCGUUCCGUGCAUCUGCUGUAUCCUCGGCUUUGAACGUCAUGCGCGCCGCAAUCCAAGGCGAGUCACGCCUCAAGUCGAUGCCGAACAAUACUGUGACGAUGAUCUGCUUUGCAGCAAGCAUCGCUCUGGCGUUGAGCACGCCGACUGCACCAAAGCGUAGCAACCAGAACCUCGCACCGAGCGUGCGCAAGCUUAUACAGGAGACAGCUGCUGUUCUGGAGCGCAUUGGAAGCACUCCAAGCCACCGCAAUGGCGCAUCUGUUGUUUACGGUCGAUUCUUGCGAGUCCUCGUGAAGCAAGCGCCAAGCUUGGAGGCAGCACCCGUAAUGGCCUCACAGCCGUAUGCGCUUGCAACUUCACAACACAACCUGGGCAUGUCUCCACCUCUAGCAGAUGGCACUCAGCAAUUCCCUUCCCUGGAAUCUAUCUCGGGCUUUGGAGACCCGCUGCCGUUCUCAGCGAUGUCGUACAAUGAAGUCAACGAAACCGUGACCAAUCUCGACUUCUUCACGACACCGCAACUCGAUAUCUGGGACGACAGCUCGUACAUGUGGAAUGACAUGAUGAAUCUGCCAGACUUGAACUUCCCUUGAGGUCACCAACAACAAGACACAGGCAGAACAUCGUAUACCCAGAUACCCUCGUACCUUGUGCGCGCAGCUUGGCGCUUUGACCGCAGGACUGCAGGACUUCAAUCGCCGAAAAGCUCGCACGAGUUUAGCAUCGGACAUUCUUUUGUUCGCUGCUGGGAGCUCAGCUCUGGGCGGGGGGAAUGAGCGGCUUCGGCGUCCCAUCCGGCAGAGCUUAGCCGUCAGCCGCCUGACUAAGCUCCUGACUGCC